This is a messenger RNA of Propithecus coquereli (Coquerel's sifaka), 900 nucleotides long. It is a transcript of the gene TAS2R1, whose product is annotated as taste receptor type 2 member 1. Gene Ontology annotation, molecular function: G protein-coupled receptor activity; bitter taste receptor activity. The transcript has a single exon. The coding region runs from base 1 to 900 and encodes 299 amino acids. The record is from RefSeq and is a predicted model, not a curated record. Gene Ontology annotation, cellular component: membrane. Gene Ontology annotation, biological process: detection of chemical stimulus involved in sensory perception of bitter taste; G protein-coupled receptor signaling pathway; sensory perception of taste. Lineage: Eukaryota; Metazoa; Chordata; Mammalia; Primates; Indriidae.
AUGCUAGAGUCUCACCUCAUUAUCUCUUUUCUUUUUGUGGUGAUACAAUUUCUUAUCGGGAUUUUUGCAAAUAGCAUCAUCGUGGUGGUGAAUGGCAUUGGCGUGAUCAAGCAGAGAAAAAUGACGCCACUGGGCCUCCUUCUUUCCUGCCUGGCAGUUUCUAGAAUUUUUAUGCAGUUGUUCAUCUUUUUAAAUCACAUGGAUGCUCUCUCCUUGGUAGAAAUCCUCAUACCUUCUGACGGUUUUGGAAUCAGCUCGUUCAUAAAUCAAUCGGAACUUUGGUUUGCCACAUGGCUGGGUGUUUUCUACUGUGCCAAGAUUGCCAACAUUUCUCACCCACUCUUCUUCUGGCUGAAGAUGAGGAUAUCCAAGCUGGUGCCAUGGCUGAUCCUGGGGUCUCUGCUAUAUGCAUCUACCUCUUGGGUUUUCCACAGCAAAUAUAUAUGGCCUAUUUCCCAAAACCUCUCAGUAGGCUUUUCCUCCGAAAAUAUGAGGACUCAAAAGAAAGAAAGUCUUGCUUUGGAUUAUUUCUUUCUUGUCCUGGGGUUCCCCAUUCCAUUAUUUAUCUUCCUUGUUGCUACUCUACUCCUGGUUUUUUCCUUGGGGAGACACACACGGCAGAUGAGAAACAUGACGGCCGGCACCAGGGACCCUCGCAUGAGUGCCCACAUCCAUGCCGUGCUCUCCAUCCUGUCCUUCCUAAUCCUCUUCUGCUUCCACUACACGAUGGAAUUGUUGAUCUCUUUUCAAACUCUUCAGUUCAGAAGACUCAACUUUCUGUUCGUCAUGUCUGUACUUGGUAUGUACCCCUCUAUACACUCUACCAUCUUAAUUUUAGGAAAUCCUAAACUAAAACAAAAUGCAAAGAAGUUCCUCCUCCACAAUAAGUGCUGUCUGUGA